Molecule: messenger RNA, 567 nt
Organism: Schistocerca cancellata (South American locust)
Lineage: Eukaryota; Metazoa; Arthropoda; Insecta; Orthoptera; Acrididae
Exons: 1
Coding region: 1-567 (188 amino acids)
Source: RefSeq, a predicted model, not a curated record
AUGGAAAAGACACAAAUAUGGCAAAGACAUAAAUAUGGCAAAAAUGCAAAUAUGGGAAAGACACAAAUAUGGGAUAAACGCAAAUAUGGGAAAAACGCAAAUAUGGGAAAAACGCAAAUACGGGAAAAACGCAAAUAUGGGAAAACUCAAAUAAGGGAAAAACACAAAUGUGGGAAAAACCAAAUAUGGGAAAAACGCAAAUAUGGGAAAGACCCAAAUAUGGGAAAAACGCAAAUAUGGGAAAAACGCAAAUAUGGGAGAAACGCAGAUAUGGAAAAAACGCAAAUAUGGGAAAAACAUAACAUGGGAAAAACGCAGAUAUGGGAAAAACGCAGAUAUGGGAAAAACGCAAAUAUGGAAAAAACGCAAAUAUGGGAAAAACGCAAAUAUGGGAAAAAUGCAAAUAUGGGAAAAACGCAAAUAAAGGAAGAGCGCAAAUAUGGGAAAAAUCCAAAUAUGGGAAAAACGCAAAUAUGGGAAGAACGCAAAUAUGGGAAAAACGCAGAUAUGGGAAAACGCAGAUAUGGGAAAGACUCAGAUAUGGUUAAGACACAUAAAUUGGAAUAA